CGUUGUAGAUGUCCGAAUUAUUUGACACUUAAUAUUUUUGUUAAAUAUGGCCUCAAAUAUGGACGUUGAUGCGGGCCAGUCAAAUGUAAUGGCAGUAGCAGGGACAAGUUCUACCGUGACAGUGUCCCUGCAUCCUUUGGUGAUCAUGAACGUCUCAGAACACUGGACAAGAGUGAGGGCUCAGGAAGGAAAACCAAUGCAAGUAAUCGGUGCCCUGAUUGGCAAGCAAAAAGGUCGUAAUAUCGAGAUCAUGAAUUCUUUUGAAUUGAGUUUCGUAGAAGUUGAGGCUGACCUUGUCAUCGACAGGGAAUAUUACAACAUGAAGGAAGAACAAUUCAAACAAGUAUUCAGUGAGAUGGAUUUCCUUGGUUGGUAUACAACGGGAGAGGCACCAAAUGAAGCAGACAUUAAAGUUCACAAGCAGAUCAGCCAGAUAAAUGAGAGUCCGAUUUUCCUAAAAAUGAAUCCAAUUGCUAGAUGUACAGACCUUCCCAUCAGCAUAUUUGAUUCUGUGAUUGACCUUGUCAAUGGAGAGGCGACCAUGUUGUUUGUAGAACUCCAGUACACGCUGGCAGCAGAGGAAGCGGAGAGAAUCGGAGUUGACCAUGUGGCACGGGUGUCUAACGCAGACAAUAACGAUAGCUCAACCGUGGCAGAUCACCUCUCUGCCCAGCACAGCGCCAUCAAAAUGUUACACAACCGGGUCAAGCUUAUACUCGACUACCUGAAGGCUGUGGAUGCUGGAACAGUGCCGAAAAAUCAUGAAAUUCUCCGCGAGGCAUACAGCUUGUGUCAUCGCUUACCUGUGCUUAAUACUGAUAGAUUUAAGGAAGACUUUUAUACACAAUGUAAUGAUGUGAGUUUGAUGACAUACCUUGGGACGUUGACCAAUGGAUGCAAUACUAUAAAUCAGUUUGUCAACAAGUUUAACGUGUUAUAUGACCGGCAAGGCAUGGGAAGGAGGAUGAGAGGACUGUUCUUCUAAAUGCAGCAUGUUGGUAUAAAAAGGUGGACGCACAAUUCUUGAUACGACUGCGUGUUGUUUACGAAGUUGAAUGUUGGGACAGUGUUAUUGAAAUAACUGAAAAGACAAUGUCCCUCUCUGAAAACAUUCAAAGCUAUCGUCUUUGACGAAAGUUUUCAAUUUCAGUUGACUUUGUUGUGCAUUGUCAUUGACACUGUUCUUACUGAGCCAUGAUGCCAUGGCUUAUCACACACAAAUUGAUGAUAUCAUCAACUCGAUGAUACUGUCAACCAAAAGAUUAUAUCCUAAUCCAAACCGAUCUUUCAAAGAGCGUAAUAAAAUGGCUGUCGUGGAAUCUCAAUCAUUUCAGUUCAUGAAAACAUGUUUGUGGGUUUUGUCCAUAGAAAUAACAACGUUCAUUUACCCAGGGAAAGUGGCAACUUUGGUUGUGUUCAAAUGCUUAAUGUGCUGAAGGCUUGGUUUUGUAAAUAUCUUCUAAAAGGAAUAAAUAAUCAAA
This is a messenger RNA of Lineus longissimus, 1481 nucleotides long. RefSeq names its product COP9 signalosome complex subunit 6-like. The record is from RefSeq and is a predicted model, not a curated record. The coding region runs from base 47 to 985 and encodes 312 amino acids. Gene Ontology annotation, cellular component: COP9 signalosome. Gene Ontology annotation, molecular function: protein binding; metallopeptidase activity. Gene Ontology annotation, biological process: protein deneddylation. The transcript has 8 exons. Lineage: Eukaryota; Metazoa; Nemertea; Pilidiophora; Heteronemertea; Lineidae.